Molecule: messenger RNA, 1083 nt
Organism: Sclerotinia borealis F-4128
Lineage: Eukaryota; Fungi; Ascomycota; Leotiomycetes; Helotiales; Sclerotiniaceae
Source: the annotation of a GenBank genome assembly
AUGACUGAUUUGAACAUCGAGGCGUCCAUCGCAUCACCAAUCUACUUUCCAAUCCUCACACAACAUUGCCCUACUCUGGUUCUACAGAUCCUUUGUCCUCGAAAUGACUCUAAUAUCACCACAGAUAUUACACGUAAGCAGCGACCAAGAAUUCUCCUUAUGUUUCCAGGCAAUUAUACGCCCCCAACUGCGAUAUCCGGAGAUCAGCCAUGCAAUGGGUUACUUCUUCAGCUAAAUCCUUAUGGCAAUAGCGGACGAGCAAAGUGCACAGUUCGGGUCUCAAAAGCACGUACUUUAACAUCCAGAGCCAUUCAGUAUACGAUGCAUAUUCAGUUCUACGGCACAGUUUACGAUCUGUUGACUGCUACAAGGGAUGUGUUUGGUGAGGGUAAUCCGACAUUUAGAUACCGUUUGUCUAACGGACGUUUGCAUGGUGGAAGAGAUUUCUGGCUUCAAGUCCUGAUCAAGUGCUAUUACCGACAAUUGAUUUUUCGAACAAACAUCGAAGGAACUCGCUACUUUUGGUAUCCAUUUGAGUGUGAAUGGGCUGAUGGCCUUGUUGUUAGCCUCCGAAGUAUCAAAAAGGGCCAGUAUCCCGAUGAGUCAAGCCGACAACUAAUUUGUACCUGGCCAGACGCUGGAUUGGUUAAUGUGCCAAGAGUACUCGAGUACAAUGCUACCAAUGAGUUGUGUUGUUGGUAUCCAGUUCCCAAUGCCAAUGCCACUGCUCCAGGUCCAGUAGGCGGUGGUCAUUCCAGUCACCCGAUCUUUGAGAAUUACAGCACUGAGGAGAAUCGAGCACCAGUUACAUAUGUGUCAUUGCUUCUCCCGAACGAACCCUUAUACUAUGUUAUGAGGGAUCUUAACAAUGGCAAUGUUAUGUUUCAUGAUGGACAAAUCUAUUUGAUCAAUCAUCUUGAUGCUAAUAUCAUAUCUUUAUCUUUCAUAACAUUUGUUGUAUACCUUAGACAUAAACAUCUUAUCAAACAUCUAAAGCUUCCACAAGCCAAUAAUCAAAGAUUGAUAAAUGUUCAAGGUGCCUUUUGGCCUCCAUCGAGUGAUGAUGAUGAGGACGAUGAAUAA